Molecule: messenger RNA, 3470 nt
Organism: Oncorhynchus nerka (sockeye salmon)
Lineage: Eukaryota; Metazoa; Chordata; Actinopteri; Salmoniformes; Salmonidae
Exons: 9
Coding region: 2472-3308 (278 amino acids)
Source: RefSeq, a predicted model, not a curated record
ACAACAAAAUGUGGAAAAAGUCAAGGGGUGUGAUUACUUUCUGAAGACACUGUACAUGUAUGGCUCAGUGCCCACAACAGCAUGUCCCCUUGUGAUUAGUACUGACAAAGGUGGUCUAUGGCUUUGCCUCUUCCUCUUUGGUACUGAUAAAAUGAUUGCGUCAAUCUUCUCUCAUCUUUGAAUAAUCCUAAUUGUCAUGUCAACAAUAAGGGGAAGUUUAGCGUUCCCCUGGGAAAAUUCCCUUUAUCCUGAUACACAAGCACUACCAUACCCACUGCCCCACCCACAUCUCUGGUUACCUGUUAUAAAACAAACAGCCUUUGGUUUCAUACUUCAAUCAAUUAUGUUUCUCAGUCAACCAUAAUUAUGUUCUACUGUGGCAGACACAAAUAGGCCUACAGUACUUUUUUAUAUUUUUUCCCUAUGAAACCAGACCAACAGCUUGUUAUGGGCCUGUUAUGAGUGGAUUAGCAAUCACGUUUAUCUAGAGCCCCUUCCAGGAGGCAUGGUUGGGGAAUUUGAUUAUGUAAACGUUGAAUGAAACAACCAGGUAGAUCAGUUGUUAUUAAGGAAUAUACCAAACAUUCCCCCACACUUUGAAAAUGUUCCCGACCUGGGAAAGUUUUGGGGAAUUCAAAACAGUUGAUUCAUACCAUCACCCAGAUAGGCAAGUGCUGCAAAAUGCUAAUUUGUUCAGACUAUAACCUCCAGCAUGUUUACCUUAAAAUGUAUUGUUUCCUGUCAUCAGUUAGUCCAUUUAACAGAUCAGUUGGUCUAUUAACAGGAUUCUCAUAAAAAAGUCUUCACAAUGAGUGUAUUGUUCAACAUGUAAUGGUAUAUAGGUGUGCAGGACAAUACAAUGCGGCCACAGAAACUGAAAGCAACACUGACUGUGGUGUCUCCAAUCAGAAAAUGGGAAAUUUCCCUGCUCCAGCACCACUCUAUAUAGUUUGGUAAACGGACAAUUGUAUGGAUAUUGGUGGUUGGUUGACAAACUGUGACUUACAGUAUUCCUCAUUUGGACUACUGCACAUGUACUUGCUACAUCCUCUCAAGAUAUUCCAUCAUCAUAUCCACCUACUUGGAUUCUGACGAAGGACCAGUUGAGUUCAGCAGUGGUCCCUUUUGUGGCAAUCAGUGUGUCAGGCAAUCAAACCCAGAAGAAAACCAUGAAGAAAUUCAACUUCAUGAGCAGAAAGAGUAGGCCAUUGGGGAUAGAGGACGGGAGUCCUCUGAUUAAGAACAGUACACUGCCUACAGAUGGUGAGGUCCAGAUUAUUAUUAUUAUUAUGGUCUAUCUAUUGUUUGUCUUGAGUUUUAGUCAUUCGUCAUGUUUGUUCCAUAAGCAAGAAGAUAUGUCUAAAUUUGUUGGGAUAAAUUUGUUAUUUUAAUGUAAUAAUAGCAUGACCAAAACAAACAGUAUUCAAUUUAUAAUGAAUGAACUAAGAAUACAUGAAUGGUUUUAUAAUGGUAUUUUGCAUAUUGUUUUUAGCAGUGUACUCAUUCAAAUGCAUUGCAUUAUUGGUAUAUUCACAGAAGAGGAACAAACUGGGAAUGUGGGGUAUGGGAAUCCCUACUUGGAGAAUGGCUUUAACAAUCAUCAGGAGUUGGGCAAUCAGGGGGGUCAGGAGAAGGGACAGUCAUUGCUCAGUGUACUUGCAGAAGCUUUGAGGGUCAGCCAUGUUGGCCCUCAAGAGAGACUUGAAGCUAAUUUGGAGGGGCCACCAGAAGAGAUUAUGUGCCAUGAGGCUCAGAAGAAGGACGAUACACAUCCAGAAGUCUUGCUCCAGAGGUACUUUCAUCUUAUUGAAGCGUCUGUGGACAAACACUUCCCCAAACUGCCAGCAGGGAACACUGUGAAUCAGCUGGAGGGCUACCUGAUAAAAGUGCAAAUAACUGUGCAAGGGGAGCUUCUGAGGUUGGCACCCCUGCUCAAAGAGGCUCAGUUGCGGAAGCAUUUGAUUGCUUGCUAUCAUCAGCGUAUGUUUGACUGUCUACAGCAGAUCCUUCAGCAUGUCAACACAAAAAAAGAGGCCUUCACAGUUCUUGACUGGGUACUACGCACAUACUUGAGGUACUCUGACCCACCUGCACUCUCACUCUCUCUCUCUCUCUCUCUCUCUCUCUCUCUCUCAUUCACUCUCACUAUGAUGGUGUAGUACUGAUUCUGAUACUAAAGGAGUAAUGGCAUACCUUUUCUGGGUUGUUUUUCUAGUGAGGAGCUGCUAGGACACCCCAACAUCUGGGAUGAGGCUCUACAUGCAGUUGACCUUCUCCUUCUGACAGACUGGAUCCCACAAGCUGAGAAGAAACUCUUGGCCACUGUGCAGGAGGACAUCUCCACAUCACUGAGGAGGAUCCUUCAGAACGAGGAGUCAGGUAGAGAGGUGUGUGUCUCUGGAGAGGAGGCCUUUAUCAAACUGCAUCUGGAUGUCAUCCAGUGCAUCAAUGCUGUUCUCCAGAAAGCAAAGAUGAUGAGCCAAACUCUGAUGCGCAAGGUCCAAAUAGUCUGUUGGCAAGAGCUACAGGACUUUGUGGAAAGGUAUGUCAAUGUUGAAAAGAAGCACCUUCAGAAACAAGCAGGAAUGGGAACGUCAGGUACAAUGCACUUCUUUAAGACGUUCAACACCUGCAUUGAACUCAAGUUGUAUAUUUUAAGGAUUGCCAAAGAUGACACAAGCUUAGACUGUGUUAAAACCAUAUCAACACUUAAGGGGUUGGAAGCUCUUUCUUGGAAGCUUCUCCUGGAAAAACCAAUUCAACUUGCACAGAUUUCCUUGAAGAAGUAUUUCAAAAGAGAGGAUGAACAAAUGGAAAAUCUAAUGAAAGAGAUUACAUUUAUUUUCCAAGACCUUCCCAAAGACAAGGAUACGCAAAAGACUGUGAUUAACAAAGCCUAUCAGUGCAUCACACUUCUGUACCUCCAACACCUGGUGCAGAGUAACCAUGGGAAGCUGGUGAAGAGAUGGGAUUAUGUGAACAAAAGAGUGAUGCAUGAUGCCGAGCUCCUUCACUCCAUCUUCUCAGUCCUGAAUCCUGAUGUUAAACAGUGGAACAUCAUACUAAUUAAAGUGAGAGAAGUGCUGGAGUGCAGCGACAUUGAAAGUCUCAAGAUAAUAGUCAGUGAGAUACUGAGGGACAACGCCAAUACAAGUGCUGCUGAGCACCUUCCAGCCCUGCUGCGCUGGAAGGGAGGCCUGUCAUGGAGACUGACCCGGGAGGUUCUGGAGGCAAGCCAGGAAGUGUACUCCAUUGACCUCUCCCAAACCAGGUCUGCACCCUGGUUUGACUGCCUUCUUUGCUGCUGAGUGUGUGAACUGGGACGUUUCAGACAAAGGACAAUAACGACCCCACUCUAACAACAUGACCCUCAAGUUCUCAACCGACAACACAAUAUUUGGAACUAUGUUUACAUGUCUUUGUCAACUAUUUUAAAGGUAUUCUAUGGCAAGUUAUUAUUUAAUGUCUUA